Juglans regia (Persian walnut) is the source of this 2180-nucleotide messenger RNA. RefSeq names its product glucose-1-phosphate adenylyltransferase large subunit 1-like. Lineage: Eukaryota; Viridiplantae; Streptophyta; Magnoliopsida; Fagales; Juglandaceae. Gene Ontology annotation, molecular function: glucose-1-phosphate adenylyltransferase activity. The transcript is spliced from 15 exons. The record is from RefSeq and is a predicted model, not a curated record. Gene Ontology annotation, biological process: glycogen biosynthetic process. Bases 245 to 1828 code for a protein of 527 amino acids.
AUUGCAAGAUUUCUAGGGAGGGCAUUCAAGCCAACAUUAUUCACGCAUUUCACUACCUCUCAAGCCUGGGUCGUACUCCUACUUUCAGGAUCCUAUAGCUCGCUGAUCACGCUCAGCUAUCGCAGUUUUGGCGGUUUUGAACUUCAGGGAUUUGGGUUUCAGUAUUUUGUGGGAGCAUCAUUCAUAUCUCAUCCAUUACAAUCGGGGGUUGCUGAUUUUCUGGGUGUAGUCUUAGGCAACUGUAAUGGAUUCUUGCUGUUUGACCUUGAAACCCAAUACCUAUAUGGCAAAAGCAAUCAAAGGUAGUCUCAGUCAUGGAAAUAAUGGGCUUUUGGGGGAGAGGAUCACAGGGAGCCUGAGUAACAAUGUAUGGGCUAAUCAGAUGGCGAAAAGUUUGAGAAAUGAGAAGAAUGUCACGAAGCUCAAACCUGGUGUUGCUUUUGCUGUAAUUACUUCCAAUAAUGCCCAAGAGGCUGUGACCAUAGAAGCACCACCCUAUCAUAGACGAAAAGCAGACCCAAAAAAUGUGGCUUCGAUCAUAUUAGGAGGGGGCGCAGGGACUCAACUCUUUCCUCUUACAAGAAGAGCAGCGACACCUGCUGUUCCUGUGGGGGGGUGCUAUAGGCUUAUAGACAUACCUAUGAGCAAUUGUAUCAACAGUGGCGUUGACAAGAUUUGUGUACUCACUCAGUUCAACUCUGCCUCCCUCAAUCGACACAUUUCUCGUACCUAUUUUGGAAAUGGUAUUAACUUUGGGGAUGGAUUUGUGGAGGUUCUGGCAGCCACUCAGACACCAGGGGAAGCAGGAAUGAAGUGGUUCCAGGGAACAGCUGAUGCUGUGAGGCAAUUUUUGUGGGUAUUUGAGGAUGCCAAGAAUAGAAACAUCGAGAAUAUAUUGAUCUUGUGUGGGGAUCAUCUGUACCGAAUGGAUUAUACGGACUUAUUGCAGAGCCAUGUCGAGCAAAAUGCUGAUAUUACGAUAUCAUGUGCAGUGGUUGGUGACAGCCGUGCAUCAGACUAUGGAUUGGUGAAGAUAGACAGCAGAGGCCGUAUUGUGCAUUUUGCUGAAAAACCAAGGGGAGCUGACCUGAAAGCAAUGCAAGUGGACACUCGUCUUCUGGGGUUGUCCCCGCAAGAUGCUGUGAAAGCCCCAUAUAUUGCUUCAAUGGGAGUAUACGUCUUUAAGACGGAUAUUUUACUGAAGCUUUUGAGGUGGAGAUAUCCUACAGCAAAUGACUUUGGAUCUGAAAUCAUUCCAGCAGCUGUGAAGGAGCAUAAUGUCCAAUCUUUCAUAUUUAGAGAUUAUUGGGAAGAUAUUGGAACCAUAAAGUCCUUCUUUGAUGCUAAUUUGGCCCUUACCGAGGAGUCUCCAAGUUUCGAAUUUUAUGACCCCAAGACACCCUUUUACACAUCUCCUUUAUUCUUACCACCAACAAAGAUUGACAAUUGUCGGAUUGUGGAUGCAAUAAUCUCACAUGGAUGUUUCUUGAGAGAAUGCAGAGUUGAACAUUCAAUAGUUGGUGAACGCUCAAGAAUAGAUUAUGGUGUUGAGCUCAAAGAUACCGUGAUGAUGGGUGCAGACUAUUACCAAACUGAAUCUGAAAUUGCCUCUCUCUUGGCAGAGGGGAAGGUCCCAAUAGGGGUUGGACAGAAUACAAAAAUUAGGAACUGCAUAAUCGACAAGAACGCAAAGAUUGGGAAAGGAGUUAUCAUCAUGAAUAAAGAUGGUGUUCAAGAAGCCGAUAGGCCAGAAGAUGGAUUUUACAUUCGGUCAGGAAUCACCGUUAUCCUGGAGAAGGCGAAAAUAGAAGAUGGCUCAGUUAUAUAAAUGGAUCUCAAGUACUUUCUUUCAGAGACUGGAUGGGUGCCUCAUUAUCAAGGAAAGAAGCAAACAACAGCCAGCUUUCUUACUGCAUCUUAAAAAAGGAUUGGCUUAUUAGCCUGUAAGAGUUGGCAGAUGCAAGAAGUAAAUAAAUAAAGCAGAACGCUAGCUGGUUGUCUGGGUGGGCAGGUGGCUGCCUUCUUCCUUUUUAUUGGGUUUUCAUCAAAGCCAGACAGACACUCUCUGUAUCCAUACUGAUCAGGAAUAAUGGUAUCGAUGAGUUUACUCGUACCACUAUCAAAUUUUCUAUGUUAGUACAUGAAAAAUAUGUAACUAUAAAAGAUGAUCUCUUUAUUUA